AUGACUUCCGAAAAUCCCAUCGUCUUUUACGACAUAGCCUCUGAUGCUCCCCGUCGGACCUUCGCUCCCAAUCCAUGGAAGACUCGCUUCGCCCUUAAUUUCAAAGGCGUUCCCUACCGAACAGAAUGGACACACAUGCCAAACAUCACCUCCGUGCGAGAAAAACUAGGCGUACCCGCCAACCGCACUCUCCCCGACGGAACUCCCUAUCACACCUUACCCGUAAUCCACGACGUCGCCAGAGGAGAGGUCAUCGGCGACACCUUUGAAAUCGCCCUCUACCUCGACCGAGCCUUCCCUGACUCUCCGUCCUUAUUCCGACCCUCCACAACCGGCCUCACCGCAGCUCUAAACCAACACAUCGACGGCCUCUUUACGAAACACGUCGGUCUCUGCAGCACCAUGCCCUUCGACCCGAGCGUCAAAGACGAAUGCAUGGCCAUCUUCGCCAAACGAGCGGGCGUCAAGUCUCUCGAGGAUGUGAAAAUGACGCCUAAGCAGCGAGAAGCCAUGUUCGUAUCGUUCGAAGCCGCGCUGGGCGAGCUGGCGAAACGGUCGGGGAGGCAGGGUGCGGCGAUGUUUUUGGACGGGGAGGGACCGGCGUAUGGGGAUUUUGUGGUGGGUGCGUGGUUGAAGAUGAUGGAGGCGAGUAUGGCUACGGAGGACUGGACGAGGGUUAAGGGGUUUCAAGGAGGGUUUUGGGGCAGGGUGGUUGAUGCGUUGAGCCCGUGGACGGAGAUCAAGUAA
Messenger RNA from Zymoseptoria tritici IPO323, 747 nucleotides. RefSeq lists its product as uncharacterized. The transcript is spliced from 2 exons. NCBI's taxonomy places the organism in Eukaryota, Fungi, Ascomycota, Dothideomycetes, Mycosphaerellales, Mycosphaerellaceae. Bases 1 to 747 code for a protein of 248 amino acids. The record is from RefSeq and is a predicted model, not a curated record.